AUGAGCAACGAUUCGAUAAUUUCCAUCUCCUCAAAUUUCUCGACAGGAAUUCCAAAAUUAUGUUUGACAUCAAAACCUCCGAAUACAAAUGGAUCACCCGAAAUCGCGUUGAUCUACGUUUUUUUGUUCAUUUUUUCGUUUGUUGGAAAUUUCACAAUGUUUUUGAUAUUGUGCAGGUUUGUGAGCGAUAUGCAAGUCUGGCACACUUUUUUCGAAGGGGCGUGGCUUCAGAGUGUAACCCUGGCACACUUUUUUUCACCGUUUUUUCUGAGAAAACUUUCAAAAUUAGCCACGCCCCUUUUUGCAAGUCUGCCACAGUUUCCCCCUUCAUAAAUUUUCCAAGCCCCGCCCCUUUUCUGCAAUCCCCGCACACAUUUUUCCAGAAAUCAAAUGGUCAAAGUUCGUCGUGUUCAUUCAUUACUCCUUCACAUGAACAUUGCUCAUCUUAUAGUCACAAUUGUUGUUAUCCCAAAAGAGGCUGUUAUUCAUUAUUGGAUUGGAUGGUUUGCUGGAAAUGUUGUAAGUGCUAAUUGAGAAUUUGAAGUCGGAGAAAGGGGGGGGGCUUGAAUUGCAAGUCUGGCACACUUUUUUUGCAAUCGAAUAAGGGAGGUGGGGCGAAAUUCAAGCCACGCCUCUUUUUGCAAGCCUGGCACAGUUUUCCACAAUUUUUUAAUUGAGAUACUGUAAUUGCGCUCUAAUGACAAUUUUUUGCAGAUGUGCAAAAUGUUCAAAUUUUUCGACGCAUUCAGUGUGAUUCUAUCAAUGAAUGUGCUGAUUUGCAUAACUCUGGAUCGAUUUUAUUCCAUAUUUUUCCCGCUUUAUGCAAUGAGAGCGCGAAAAAGUGUGCAAAAAUGGGUGAUGUGCGCGUGGUUUGUUUCGUUUUUGGCCGCAUUGCCACAGGUUUGUUCAUCUCAUGAAGAAUUUCAAAAAAUUAUGAAUUUUUUAAGCCAAUUUAGAGUGGCUGAAUUUUUUUUUGUGAAAAAUAAAAAUUAAAAUCAAUUUCAAACGUGACCCAAUUUGUUUCCAACUCAAAAUUCACGGAAAAAAAAUUUCAAAUUUCAUUUUGCGAGUCAUUUUUCAAUCAACUAACAUGAGCAAUGUAUUUUUUUCGAAAAUUUGAAUUAUUCUGGAAUUUUUGAAAAACUUUGGAUUGUCUCAGGUAAAAUAAGGCCUACAGUAAUCAAACUGCAAAAUUUAUGGCCUACAGUAACCAAACUGCAAAAUUUCAAGCCUACAGUUAUCAAACUGCAAAAUUUAGGACCCACAGUAAUCACACUGCAAAAUCUAGGGACAAAAAAGUUUACAGUAACUAAACUACAAAAAUUAAAAUCCCUACAGUAAUCAGACUGCAAACUUUAGGGCAUACAGUAACCAAACUACAAAAUUUAGGGCCUACAGUAAUAAAACUGCAAAAUUCAGUUAUCAAAAAAUCCUACAGUAUUCCAACUGCAAAACUUAGGGGUCGAAAAAUUGAGAUGGCCGAAUUCCCAAAAUUUCUCGGCCACCCAAUUUUCUCUUCCAGGUUUUCCUGUUCCGUUUGGCAAUUCAUCCAUGUUAUCCCUGGUUUAUGCAAUGUGUUUCUCGAAAUUUGGUCUUCGAAGUUCCGCAAGCCGUCGUUUUCAUCUUCUCAAUUCUCAAUUUAGCCGAAGUCUAUUUUAUUCCACUUAUUAUUACUGUAGUUUGUUAUUCAUUGAUUUUAUGGAAAAUUUCGAAAAAGUCGAAAAAUGAAAAAGGAUGUGAGUUUGGGAAAAGAGGAAGGUCCCGGGGUCAAAAUUUCACGAAAAAUUCAAUUUUUUUCUCAAAAAUUGGAAUUUUUGAGGUCCGAAGCUCAGAAAAUCCUUUUUCAAAGGUCCCUGACUCAUAAUCUCCCAAUUUUCAGCCGAAAAAUCGUCUGAAAGUUUGCUCCGCCGAAAUGGCCAAAACAACCUGGAACGCGCCAAAUCUCGAACUUUGAAGUAAGUUUCAUUGAAAAUUUCAGCCGAAUCAUUCUGUUUCAGGAUGACAUUUGUGAUUGUUUUGGCGUUUAUUUUCUGCUGGACACCGUAUUCAAUUUGCACAUUUUUGCAUUUUUUAGGAAUGGGAAAUAUGUGAGUUUUGUUGAGGGAGUUAGAAAAAAAUCCACGUGGAUUUGAAGUUUAGCUAAAUUUUUAAAUUUAGCUCAAAAUACACGCGGAAUUAGGUUUUCCAGAUAAAACUCGAACAAUUUCUGGCGUUUCUGGAAUUUUCAAAGCGAACAAUUUUUUUUGAUCACGAUUUCAAAACUCCUAAUGAAAAAUUUCAAAUUCGGAAUUUUUUGUACUCAGAGAUUCGCUGGCCAGUUCGCCACUAGAUCAAGACCAGGUGGCCGGAAAGUUCAAAACGAGCUGAAUUUGAUUCGGCCACCAGGUCGCCUUGAGUUUUCCGGCCACGUGGUCUUAAUUUUUGUCAUCCAAAAAAGAAGGAAAGGUGGCUGUUUGUAUUCAAAACAGUCAAUUUUUUACUGUUUUUUGUCAUUCAAAGGUUUCAAACACUCCGAAAAAACAGAAAAUAAGCCAAUUUCUUCGAAAAUGCUCCGAUUCACAAGUUUUUUGAACUUUUUUCUUUCAAGCGAGACGAACUGGACGCGAGGUCGGCUUGAGGUGGACAGCCUGGGCGAGGUGGGCUGCAUGAACAGGACCACCUCGCGACCACGUCGUCUGGCAAAAAAUACGGGCGAUGUGGUUGUCCGUGUCAAUUUCAGAUGGCCAUUCGGUCCCACCUAGUGACCAGCUGGCCAGCUAAUCUCUGAGUAAGAAAAAUUCCACGUGGCAAAAUUUGAUUUUGAGAAAUUGAUUUUUUACUCCGAAAUUUGUAACUUCUUCAGUUUGAAAAAAAUUUGGUUUUCGAAAAAAAGGUUGAGCUCUCAAAAACCAUAACAAAUUCCCUUCCAGAAUCCCUGGAAAUUAUCGAAAAGUAAUCUACGCGUUCGCCUUCUUCAAUUCCGCAAUUUCUCCCUAUUUAUACGGUUAUUUUUCAUUUGACAUCAGGAAAGAAUUGCAAUUAUUAGUGGCUUGUUCAAAAUCAACAGCUUCAGAUCGACAUUUAUCGUGUUCAGCUAAUGUACAAAGGUAAUUUGCCACUGAUUUUUUUCAAAGCUUUUUAAAAAUAUAAUUUUUGAUUCAGAUUUGUUAUCAAAAAUGAUCUUUAAUCUAUCUCUAUCUACUUUCUACUAACAAAUUUUCUACUGGAAUUUUCUACAAUUUUGCAUGUGAAUUUUCUAGUUAAUUCUAUAGAACGAACCCAAAAAUUUUCAGAACUCAAGCAUCUGAAAGAAUGCGAAAACGAAGUGCAUCUGCAUGCAAUUUCGAGGAUAAAACGUGCCUAACUUUAAAACCGCCACGUGGACAAUCGCUACGUCAUAAGAAUUUGCAUUCAACUCUAGCUAAUAACAAUAAUAAUGCGUUGAAUCAAUAUAUGAGUUUGGAUGUUUAA
Molecule: messenger RNA, 3450 nt
Organism: Caenorhabditis angaria
Lineage: Eukaryota; Metazoa; Nematoda; Chromadorea; Rhabditida; Rhabditidae
Source: the annotation of a GenBank genome assembly